AUGCAAGCGUACAUGCUCGACACUGCCAGCGCCGCCGUCGCCACGUCCCUCGCAGCCGUCGCUCUCGGUACUGCGGCCUACCUCUCGUCGCGGAAGCGCAAGCACGACGACGUUGUCGAGCGCGGGCUUCCUGCCAUGCCAGCCGCCGCCGCCAGCGACGCACCAGCGCCCAAGGCCAAGCGUGCGCGCACAACCAAGACGCACGAAGGCCUCGCGGUCGAGGCGUCGAUCGUCGACCUGCUCAAGCGUCGGGCGACAGAGACGCCGGAUAAAGUCGUGUACGUCUUCCUCGACGACGCCGGCAAGGAGAGCGUUGUCAUGACCUUUGCCGACGUCGACCGCGCCGCUCGCCGCGUGGCCGCCACCUUGCAGCAAGACGCUUCGCUUAAGAAGGGCGACCGCGUCAUGCUCUGCUACCCGCCAGGCCUCGACUUUGCCAUGGGCUUCUGGGGCUGCCUCUACGCCGGUGCGAUCGGCAUCCCUGUCUACCCGCCGUACCCGGGCACGCUCGCCAAGGACCUUCCCAAGUUUAACCGCAUGGUCGACGACUCGGGCGCCAAGGUCAUUCUGACCAAUCGCGCCUACUACAUGGCAACGCAGCUCGCAACCGCCAAGAGCUACUUCUCUGGCUCGAUCACGUGGCCCAAGGACAUUCAGUGGUUCUCGACAGACGCGAUCUCGGCGGCCAUGGCCGACCGCUACGAGCCGGUCGAGUGCACGUUUGAUGACAUUGCGUUCUUCCAGUACUCAUCCGGUUCGACGUCCGAGCCCAAGGCCGUCAUGAUCUCGCACGGCAACAUCCACGCGCAGCUCAAGACGUGGGCGUCGAUCCGCGAAGACGAUACGAUGGUGUCGUGGCUGCCGUCGUACCACGACAUGGGUCUCGUCGGCUUCAUCCUCGUGCCGUGCUCGACGGGCGCUCGGUGUAUCUCGAUGUCGCCGCUGGCGUUCAUCAAGGACCCUGCACUCUGGAUGCGUACAGUCUCCAAGUACAAGGGCACGCAUGUGUGCGCACCGAACUUUGGCUAUGCGCUCGCGGCCCGCAAGACGUCCAAGACGCAAGUCGCCAAGCUGGACCUGCGCUCUCUCAAGCAGUGCAUUUGUGCGGCCGAGCCCAUCCGCAUCGAGUCGCUGGAAGCGUUUACCGACAAGUUCCUCCCCGCGGGCUUUAACCCCAAGACGUUCAACUGCGGCUACGGCCUCGCCGAGGUGACGCUCGUAGUGACGGGCCAAGACCCGUACAAGCUCCAGGACCCGACCGUCCUCGUUCUCAAGAAGAGCGCGCUCGAGCAGAAGAAGACGGCGGUCGUCGCGCCCAAGGGCCACAACGCUGUCGAUACGUGCACGCUUGUCGGCUGCGGUAUUCCGAUGCCGACGUUCCGCGUCAUUGUCGUCGACCCCGAGACGCACGUGCAGCUCAAGGACAACGCGGUGGGCGAGAUCUGGAUCCAAGGCCCGAGCGUCGCCAAGGGCUACUGGCACCGCGACGAGUACACGAAGGAGCAGUUCCAGGCGACGCUCAAGGACCCAAAGCGCAAGCGCGAGUCGGUGGGCAGCUCGGACAAGAGCCACUUCCUCCGUUCUGGUGACGUGACGAUCCUCGACAAGUCGCACUGGUUGCGCUCGGGCGACAUGGGCUUCCUCCGCAAUGGCCAGACGUUCGUCACCGGCCGUCUCAAGGAUCUCAUUAUCGUCCGCGGCCGCAACGUCUGCCCCCAAGAUGUCGAACACACCGCCGAGCUGGCCCACGACGAAGUUCGUCCUGGCUGCGUCGCGGCCUUCUCGAUCGAGACGUCCAACCAAGAAGAGGCCCUUGUUGUCGUCGCCGAGAUGCGCUCGGACCUCAAGAAGGACCAAGACAAGCUCCGCGCCAUCGCCAACGCGAUCGCAACGUCGGUGUUGUCGGAACACCAGCUCCGUUGCGCCUCGAUCGUUCUCUUGCGGCCUCGCAGCAUCCCCAAGACGACGAGCGGCAAGAUCCAGCGCCGUGGCACCAAGGCCAAGUUUGAAGACAACACGCUCGCCGCCCAGUACACCCACACAGGCAUCAUCGAGAGCCGUCCCAAGCACGUUGCCGAACCUGAGGUCGCUUCGGCCGAGAAUGCAACUGAAGCUUCUUCGACGCCAGCAGUGAUCAAGACACCGGACGAGAUUGUCGCGUGGCUCCUCGAGCGCCUCGCCCAAGAAAACAACGAAGGUGGAACGUCGAGCGAAGAUGCCGAGAGCCAAGCCUCGCCGGCGCCUGCAGCUUCCAACAUUGACGCCGACACGCCGUGGGCCUGCGUCGGCAUGGACUCGGUGGCCAUUGUCGGUCUCAGUGCCGAGCUCGGCGAGUUCCUCGGCUGCGUCGUGCCGCCGUCGGCGUUCUUCCAGUUUGACACGCCGGCCAAGCUCGCCAACGCCCCGGGUCUUGCCACCGGUGAGCUCGAGACGCAAGAGUCGACGCUCCCCGAAGGCUCGUACGUCGAUGAGAACGGCGAGAUCAAGGCCGAGUGCUACGACUUUGAGUGCUUCCCCGAGGUCCAGCACCUCCGUGGUCAGCUAACCGAGCUCACGGACGCCGGUCUCGUGCUGCCGUACUUGGAUGUGUUGACGGCCGAGAAGAAGCAGCAGCUCAACUUCAACACGUACAACUACCUCGGGUACGCGUCGCACCCCGCGACGGCGCAGGCCUCCAAGGACGCCAUCGACAACUACGGCACGGGCAUGAGCUCGUCGCCGAUCGUUGGCCAAAACAUCAUCAACACGCAGCUCGAGGCUGCCUUGUGCAAGCACUUUGACGCCGAGGCGUCCGUGCUCUUUGUGGGCGGCUGGGUCACCAACGUGACGACGAUCGCGGCGCUCGUCGGCAAGGGCGACCUCAUUCUCGCGUUCUUUUACGACGCGUGCGUGGCGGCCAAGCUCGACGUGGGCACCAACGUCCGUGGCGCGUGCGUGGUCGUCGUGUACAUUGGCGGGACGGUCGAAACCGUGCGUCUCUCGAUGCGGCUGAGCGACGAAGAGAAGAUCAACGUCAAGCCGAUCGUGCACCCGGCCGUCGAGGAGGGCAAGUGCCGGCUGCGCUUCUUCAUCUCGUACUUGCACACGGAAGCCGACCUCAGUCGCACGGUCGAAUCGCUUGUCCGCAUCAUGGGCAGUUUGCGCAGCCCGGAUGCGAUCGUCGAGGCGACCACCAAGGUGCCUACGCCUGAUGUCGAGGCUGUUGUGCCCGUGGUCGAGGCUGCUGUGCCCGUGGUCGAGGCUGUUGUGCCCGUGGUCGAACCUGUCGUCGACAACCAGACAGACGCAAACGCUCCGGUGGAAGAACCGCAGCAUGAAGACUCUACGGCCUCGAUCGAAAAGGUGGCCGAAGUCACGGUGGCUGUCGUCGAGGCAGCGCCCGUGGAGCUCGAGGUACAAACCAAGACGGAGGUGCCGGCCCCUGCUGAUGCCGUCUCAUCCGCACCUUUGCUCGUCGAUGAAGCUCCCAAGACUUUCGCCGCCGAAGUGCCCGAGACCGUUGGAACCGAAGCGCCCACGACCGUAGUCGAAGUGGAAGCGGCAUCAGACGCAGAGCCCAAGCCCAAGGCCAAGAAGGCAACGAAAAAGAAGACGGCCAAGAAGACGAACGCAAAUUGA
Molecule: messenger RNA, 3618 nt
Organism: Saprolegnia parasitica CBS 223.65
Lineage: Eukaryota; Oomycota; Saprolegniomycetes; Saprolegniales; Saprolegniaceae
Exons: 5
Coding region: 1-3618 (1205 amino acids)
Biological process (GO): lipid biosynthetic process
Source: RefSeq, a predicted model, not a curated record